ACACACGUAUAACAUUCAUUUCGUAACAGCUCUACUUACUCAGAAUUAAUUGAAAAAUAUUUUGAUGGGAAAUAAAAACAUUGAUUUAUUUUCUUGAAAAAAUCAAAAGCACCUCUGAUUCCCCUAUACUCUUUGACCUCUGAUAAUAGUUCUCAAUAACAAAUGACAGUGAUGAUCACCGAAUCAUAUCAGUGCCGAAAUAUUGAAGAUCAAUCAUUUGCAGUUUAAUUUCAGAAAUAUAAACAGUGUUGAAAAUACUAGUAUUCCACUACGGAUUUUCGUCUGACAUAUACAUUUAAAAGAUUAAAACGUCAUUUAAAAAACAACUGUCAAACUUGUUUGCAAAACAACAAGAUUACUAUAAGUCCCGGUAUAAUUUUAAAAAUAAUGGAUUCUGUUCUCAGAAAUCGCAAAAAAAGAUAUGAAAGAGUGAUGUCUCGCGUUCAUAGUCAGUCACAAUCUAGUGUAAGAUUAAGUUCAACUGUGACACGCCAUGAUAUACCGUCAUCUGUAAGAGUUGGCGCGAAAACAACUGGAUCUAAUGUGAGCUCAGGAAUCUUUAAUGAACUUCCAACUUACUUGGACGAUUAUGAACCAGAAUCAAGUCGUCAGAAAAUUAAACGUACAUAUGUGGUGAAGCCUCGUAAAACUAUCACGUCAAUGAACCUGGCAGACUGCCCGCCUCGUGUGGCCUCUAACAUCUCUAAGGCGAGGGAAUCAAGCAAAAAGUCUUCGACUUUCCGGGUCCAGGAAUCUGCUCCUUCCGUUUUAGAAAGCAAUGAAGAAAAGUGGUCUAAUACACAUUUGAGAGAGUGUUUCUCCAGCAGAUCCCACACGCAAUUGAAAGAUUUAAAGGAUGAAAUAAAAGCUUUCAAAGAGACUGAGAAGUUGAUGAGACUGCGAAGUAGUUUGUUUAAGAAGUGCGGUGUAGUGUUGGACGAUCUAGGGAAUAUGGUGGAGGACAAGGCUGUGCAGGCCCAACUUGAACCAGCUGCAGAUGAUGACACUGGACAGGAGGAGAAUAGGUAAGUCAAAAUAAGUUAUUUCGAUAAAUAAUCAAGUUAUUUAUUGCCCUCUUGGUGCUUCACUUCACUAACCUUUCUUCUUGUUUUACCUACUUUGGAUAAGUAACACACAAAAUGAACCCCUUUUUAUUCAACUGAGUUGAAGCAAAAA
Messenger RNA from Spodoptera litura, 1176 nucleotides. RefSeq lists its product as uncharacterized. The record is from RefSeq and is a predicted model, not a curated record. Lineage: Eukaryota; Metazoa; Arthropoda; Insecta; Lepidoptera; Noctuidae.